GGAGCGAAGCUUGGAGAAGAUGAGGUCGAUCCCCGGACGGACAGCGGUGCCGAGCCUAGAGAGGGCAGAAAGGGCGACGAGGAACGAGGGCGGCAGGCCGGGGCGGUGGUUGUGCUGUGAAGCGCGAGAGAGAGAGAGAGAGAGAGGGAGAGCACGGAGGGGAGCAGCGGAGACGGGAGGAGGAAGAGGAUCGAGCGGGGCAGCGAUCGAGGGAAGGAGGGAAGGAGGGAGAGAGAGAGAGAGAGAGGGCUAGAAGUGGAGAGCUUUUCGAGGCUGCCACGGGCAUUGCUUACUUUGGCCUGCUGCCGACGCUCGCGCUACCCAAACGACGACGAUUAGGGGAGGAGACGAGCGAGACCGGAGAGAGCAAUCCUCGUUUCCGUGCCCGGGGGAGGCGAGAAGCGAAGCGCUUGCACGAGACGAAGAGUUUGAGAGGCGAGCAGGGAAAAGUCGAGAGGGAGAAGAGAGCUUGAAUUGCGAUUCUUCGCGCAGGAUUUGUUAGUUAGGUUAGGCAGGCGGGCAGGCGAAAGGCGGUCUUCGAGGGGAGCGGUGGUUAUCGGAACCGGAGGAGAAAAGAGGAGGCCGGGGAUCUGUAAGACACUAGGGCGCAGGAUUUGCGGGCACCCUUUUGUUUAUGGAAUAUAUGCUAGCAGCAGCUUGGUUUCUCUAAAUGGCACUUGUAUCUUCGAACAUAAUCACACCGACCGCAUCCUCGAACCUGACCGCAAGCAGCAAGUCCGUCGAGAGUGCAGACGUGCCGGACUUCCCAGACAGUCCACUCAAAGGACUAUCCAAUCCGAAUUUCGCCCCGCUUGCCUCCAGCAGUCUUAAUAAGCAGCAGCAGCAGCAGCCGGAUUCCCCGGCCACACCUUUCGCUUCUGCUGCAACUUCCACUGUGCCUUCUCCCGGCGAGCAGGCCGAGCCUCCACCUCAAGUCAACAAUCUUCUGUCUGUUGGUUUUAAUCAGGACUACGGCUGCUUCUCUUGCGGAACUGACUCAGGUUUCCGUGUCUACAAUUGCGAUCAAUUCGAGGAAACCCUCCGUCGCGAGUUCAAUGGAGGAAUUGGACUUGUGGAGAUGUUGUUCCGGUGCAACAUUCUGGCCAUCGUCGGAGGCGGCACUACUCCCCGUUAUCCGCCGAACAAGGUUAUGAUUUGGGAUGAUCAUCAGAGACGCUGCAUCGGGGAGCUGUCUUUCCGGUCCGAAAUACGCGCUGUUCGGCUUCGCCGUGAUCGGAUUGUGGUAGUUUUGGAGUAUAAGAUCUAUGUGUACAAUUUUUCGGAUUUGAAACUGCUCCAUCAAAUCGAAACUAUUGCGAAUCCGAAGGGGCUCUGUGCACUCUCGCCUGCUUCAACCCCUUCUGUCUUAGCGUGCCCAGGCCUACAUAAGGGUCAGGUGCGCGUUGAGCACUACGGAUUGAAGAAGACCAAGUUCAUAUCAGCCCACGAAACACAUCUGGCCGCUUUUGCACUUACUUGGGACGGCCGGCUUCUUGCCACUGCCAGUAACAAGGGAACACUGAUUCGCAUUUUCAACACAUUGGACGGCACAAAAUUGCAAGAGCUUCGACGUGGUGCCGACAGAGCAGAGAUAUACAGCAUAGCGUUCUCCCCAAAUGGCCAGUGGCUGGCUCUUUCGAGCGACAAAGCAACAGUUCACGUGUUCAGUCUCCGAGCAGCUGCCGGCACUGACGAUAUCCGUGUUACCGAGACCCAGGCAGAUGCCCAUGCAAAGAAGCAAAGCAAGUACCUUGUUGGGACCGCACAAGGUACAGGUAGUGGUAACGGGAAAGGCAAUGUCAAUGUGGGCGGAAUCGGUGGAAGCCUAGUUGGAGGGUCGAGUUCUCUACCGUUUGGAAGUGGAAAUCCUGGCUCAUCAUUGUCCUUGUUUAAAGGAGUUUUACCCAAAUACUUCAGUUCAGAGUGGUCUUUCGCCCAGUUCCGAAUUCCUGUAGAGACGAAGGCUAUUGUUGCUUUUGGACCUGCAAAAGACACGCUUAUUAUUGUGGGCAGUGAUGGCAGUUUCAUCAGAGUGUGGUAUGAUAGCGGCAAGGGUGGAGUGAUGCAACAGCAAGAGUACAAAAAGUUCAUGAACUCUGACGAAGAGGGAUCGUCGAAGGGUGCAACGACGACGGAACACCACAGGAGACAGUCCAGCGACCGGUUUUAAGCAUAUUUGUAAGUAGGCUUGUUAGUUUGAAAGAAAAGAGGACAUUGCGUCCUCAUUACAGUAGUGAUGGGGGCUUUAACUUAGUGUAGCUAGUCGUUUCAGACCUGUUUCUGGUGUACUCACAUGUAAAUAGGUUUACUGUAUAAUUGUAUCAGGCUUGUCUGGAAGCGUGCAAGCUUAGUCCGUACGGAUUUGCAGGGUGGGUGUAUAAACUGAUGUAGAGGUGUGCAUCGAUUACUCAGGUUUAUCGAGGGUCUGCCACAAGCGUGUUCAAUGUGGGAGCCUCAAUUGAAAUGGAUGUAGGGUUCAGGAAUCUACAGAUCGUACAUGAAACAUAUGUCAAGGUGGUGACUAGGCUUUGUCAAUAUAAGCUGGUUUACGGAACUAUUUUACUGAGCUUGGUCAGAAAUGUAGUCGCUAACAUGCGAAUAGGCUUGAUUAAUUUAAAUGUAGACUCCGGUUUAUCC
Molecule: messenger RNA, 2637 nt
Organism: Marchantia polymorpha subsp. ruderalis
Lineage: Eukaryota; Viridiplantae; Streptophyta; Marchantiopsida; Marchantiales; Marchantiaceae
Source: the annotation of a GenBank genome assembly